This is a messenger RNA of Penaeus chinensis, 2915 nucleotides long. Its product is annotated as sodium/glucose cotransporter 4-like. Gene Ontology annotation, molecular function: D-glucose:sodium symporter activity. NCBI's taxonomy places the organism in Eukaryota, Metazoa, Arthropoda, Malacostraca, Decapoda, Penaeidae. Bases 200 to 2401 code for a protein of 733 amino acids. Gene Ontology annotation, biological process: transmembrane transport. Gene Ontology annotation, cellular component: plasma membrane. The record is from RefSeq and is a predicted model, not a curated record. The transcript is spliced from 14 exons.
AGCCCUCCGUAUCACAUCUGGAGGAACCUCACUCACGGCAGCAUAUUACCUCGAGACCUUCGCAAACAGAGGUCACAAGUAGGUCACCAAAAAAGGACCACCAGCGGAACCAAGCCAAGCAAAAUAAUAAGAGAACAAAAACCAAAACAAAAACAAAGAAAACACUUACGACCACCUAGACCACCUCGACCACACGACCAUGGACUCCAUACCAAGAGGUCUGGUUCCUAUGGCCGUCGACGCCGCGCAAGACCCCGACGCAUUUCUGGGAAGUUCGACGUCGGCGAGCACAGACGCCCCCGAGGGAAAUGAGUACGAUCUCCGCUUGCCAAACUGGGUGGAUUUCUUGGUGCUUGGCCUGUACUUCGCCUUCGUGCUUGCCAUUGGCUUGUAUUCGUCAUGGCGGACAAAGAGAGGCAGUGUUUCCAGCUAUUUUCUGGCUUCCAGAAACAUGCACUGGAUCCCGGUCGGCGCUUCCCUCUUCGCGAGUAACAUCGGCUCUGGUCACUUCAUCGGGUUGGCUGGGUCGGGCGCCGCGUCGGGCAUCGGUAUUGGCGCCUUCGAGCUCAAUGCGAUCUAUGUGCUUAUGCUGCUCGGUUGGAUUUUCGUCCCUGUGUACAUGAGUUCAGGAGUUUACACAAUGCCCGAGUAUCUUAGGGAACGAUUUGGAGGCCAGAGAAUUAGGAUUUACCUUUCUGUCUUGGCUCUAAUCUUAUACGUCUUCACUAAAAUUUCGGCCGACCUGUAUGCGGGGGCACUCUUUAUCCAAACAGCCCUGGAUAAAGGAGACUCUACCGAAUGGCUGUACCUCAGUAUCCUUAUCCUGCUGGCUAUUGCGGCGCUGUUCACUAUAACCGGGGGACUGACGGCGGUUAUAUGGACCGAUUUUGUGCAGACUAUUUUGAUGAUCAUCGGCGCCUUCAUAUUGAUGGGGAUGUCUUUUAACGCGGUCGGCGGCUACAAUGCCCUAGUGACCGACUACUUCCACGCGAUUCCGACGAACACAGUGUAUUCGGGCGACAACCUGACGAACUGUGGCGAGCCUCCUGCCUACGCCAUGGAUUUGUUCCGGUCCAUUGUGCCCGGGGAGUCGGAUCUGCCUUGGACGGGCAUGCUCUUCGGGGUCACCAUCUCGGGCAUUUGGUACUGGUGCACGGAUCAGGUGAUCGUGCAAAGAACUCUCUCUAGUAAGAACAUGGUCCACGCCAAGGCUGGCUGUGUCCUGGCUGCCGCUUUGAAAUUCCUUCCAAUGUUCCUUCUGGUGUUCCCGGGAAUGGCAGCUAGGAUCCUCUUCCCAGACCGCGUGGCUUGCGUCGUGCCAGAGGAGUGUGAUGCAGUGUGUGGGAGUACCGCUGGGUGUACGAAUAUCGCUUAUAUCGAGUUGGUGCUUCGACUUCUCCCGACGGGUCUCUGUGGUCUGAUGUUGGCUGUGAUGAUGGCCGCUCUCAUGUCCUCCCUCACCUCCAUCUUCAACUCGGCCUCGACCAUCUUCACCAUCGACAUCUGGACGAGGAUUCGACGAGGCGCGACAGACAUCGAGCUCCUCAUCGUCGGCAGGGCCUUCGUCCUCGUCCUCGUCGUUAUCUCUGUCAUCUGGAUUCCUGUUAUCCAGGGCUCGGCAAAUUCCCAGUUGUUCGUCUAUAUCCAGAGUAUUUCGUCGUUCUUAUCUCCUCCAAUCUGCGCUGUCUAUCUCCUCGCUAUCUUCUGGCCAAGAACCACGGAACCGGGAGCUUUCUGGGGUCUGAUGAUUGGCUUACUUAUCGGCCUUAUCCGCUUCAUCAUGGAAUACGCCUUUGUCGUCCCCCCAUGCGGAUCACUAGAACCGGAUCCUCGACCGGAAUGGAUCAAAAUCGUGGUCGGAAAUGUCCACUAUCUUCACUUUGGUUGCAUUCUGUUCGUGAUCGUCCUCGCGGUGACGGUGGUCGUGUCCUAUCUCACCGAGCCUAUCCCUGAGGAAUGCCUCCACCGCCUCACCUUCUGGACGCGAAGCAGCACGGAGGUCCGAGUGUCCAUCCGCGAGUGGUCGAACCGGAAGAAGAACGCCGCUGCCUAUACGAACGAGGUCGUGGCGGAGAACGGCGGCGGGGAGGUCGUUCCGGAGAAGGAGGAAGCGGGAACGGAGGUCGUGGCGAAGAAAUAUGCAGAGCACACUUCGUCGGUGUCGAGCAGCGGGGAAGAUCUUCCCUUGUGGCGGAGGGCUCUCAACUGCGUGUGCGGGGUCGAGACGCAGAAGGUGUCGCAGGCGCAGGAGGAGGAUCCCGAGGACCACCUCACGCCAGAGCAGAAAGCUACCAGGGCGGCCGAGUUCUUGCAGGAGAAGAGGCCUUGGACGAAUGUUGUAGAUGGCGCCUCUAUACUGGUCAUGUGCAUCGCUGCGUUCAUGUGGGGUUACUACGCCUAAAAUAACACUGGUUUAGACUGUCGUGUGUUAUUAGGCCUCAAAUAAUGGUCACACUGGUCUAGACUUCCGCGUGUUCGAAUCACUUUGUACAAAGAAAACUAAAAAAAGAAGAAGAAACAGGGGGGAGGAAGGGAGGAUAGGAAGAAGAAGAUGGUGUACAGAGAACAAGAGAGAAGGAGACGGGAAAGAAAGAGUGGGAGAAGAAGGUGAUGGAAAGGUAGAGGAAGAAAGAAGAUAAUGGAAAAUAUGAGAAAAAAUGUUCUGCAAGGAGAAAUAUGUAUAGGAUUAACAAAGCUCACUAGUAUAAUUCGUAUUUUGAUAUAAGUUGUAUAUUCAAAAUGUGUAAAAAAAAAAAAUAACAAUUUUGAUUAUCCACUGCAAGUAUAUUGUACAUUUUCUUACGUCUGAAAUGAAUGUUGUAACAUUAAAAAAAAAAAAAAAUAUAUAUAUAUGUGUGUGUGUGUGUGUGUAUGCUUUGUGUGUAUUUAUGUAAAUAAAGUACGACCAAACAAGA